GUUGGCACAUGUUCUCGCGUGCCUUCAUACACGAUAAACCAGUGGUGCUGAUGCUGUGACAAUGGGAGAUAUGCACCAUCUGAACUGAGGGUCCGGCAGCGGCUGCACGCAGGCUUGACGGACAGCAGAGAAAACAUCCGGAUAAAGACACAAGGAGGAACCUCCUGGUUCUGCCCGGAGAGGGUGAGUCUUACCCCGGAAACCAAGCUGGCAUUCCCGAGCCGUCCAGUAAGCUGUGUUUGAGGCUGGGGAGCGAGUCUCAGCAUAACCCCUUCUAGUUUCUCCAUAAACCAAGGUUGUUUGGCUUCCAUCUGCGUCCCCAGUCCAGAGAUGGGAGUGUUCAGCCGGCAGAAGUUUUUCCAGGAGCUCACUCAUGGCUGCCUGCUGCCUACAGCUCAGCAGGGCCUGGAGCAAGUAUGGCAGCUGCUGGUUAUCUGCCUGCUGUGCCGCCUGCUCUGGAUGUUAGGUCUCCCUUCCUUCGUGAAGCACCUGUGCACGGUGGCGGGAGGUUUCUACACGCUGUACUUGUUCUUUGAGCUCCACAUGAUCUGGGUCGUCCUUCUCAGCCUGCUUUGCUACCUCUUUCUCUUCCUGUGCCGCCAUUCGACCAUCCGAGGAACCUUUCUUUCUAUAACGGUUCUCAUCUACCUGCUUCUUGGGGAGCUGCACAUGAUGGAUACCACCAACUGGCACAAAAUGAGAGGUUCACAGAUGGUAGUUGCCAUGAAAGCUAUCUCCUUGGCUUUUGAUCUGGACAGAGGUGUUGUGACCAAUGUUCCCUCACCCAUCGAGUUCAUGGGCUACAUUUACUUUGUGGGCACCGUCAUCUUUGGGCCCUGGAUCAGCUUCAACAGCUACAAAGAAGCUCUAGAAGGGCGCAAGUUGAGUUUAGGAUGGAUUUUAAAAGUGUCUCUUAGCUGGGUGAAGAGCCAGAUCUGCCUUGUCGUUUCCAACUGUGUGGCUCCCUACCUCUUUCCCUACUUCAUCCCCGUCUAUGGAGACAAGCUCCUACGAAGCAAAAAGAGGAGGAAGAUCAGAGGCUCGCUGGCAAAGUGGCUGCUGGCAUAUGAGAACACAAUGUCUUUCCACUUCAGCAAUUACUUUGUCGGCUACCUGAGCGAAACUACUGCAACUCUCGCGGGGGCGGGCUUUACGGAGGAGAAAGAGAACCUCAAAUGGGACCUGAGCGUGUCCAAGCCGCUCCGUGUGGAGUUUCCCCGCUCCAUGGUGGAGGUGGCGACGUCAUGGAACGUGCCCAUGUCCCGCUUUCUGCACACAUAUGUUUUCAAGAGUGCCGUCAAAUUCGGGACGUUCACUGCCAUCAUGGUGACGUACAUCGCCAGCGCGCUCUUACAUGGUUUAAGUUUCCAUCUGGGUGCAGUUCUGAUAUCUCUGGGGUUCAUUACGUACGUGGAGCACGUUUUUCGGAAGAGGCUUGCCGCCAUAUUUAACGCGUGCGUGCUUUCGAGGAAAUGUCAGCCAAGCUGCAGUCACCAAAACAAAAAGAAGCUGUGGGUGUAUAUGAUUAACAUAGCAUUUUCUGCUUUGGCAAUACUUCACUUGACAUAUCUGGGCUCUGUGUUCAACUCCAGCGUGGACUACAUGGAGGAGGAUGAGGACGAGAUCACCCACCACACCGUCCAGAAGUGGUCUGAGCUGAGCUGGACGAGCCACUGGGCCACGUUCGGGUGCUGGAUCCUAUACCGCCUCAUUCUCUAACAACUAGUGACCGAGAAGAAGAGGGAAGCAAUAACGAGAAGCAGGUUUUCCCACUUUUCUGUACUGUGACUUCAUCCUGCAUCAGACUUGCAGUUUUCAGGUUGUGCUGUAUGUGGGUCGGGGAAUGCUAUUCUAACCUUCUGGGGACUGGUUUUGAUAUUUGUGAAAAGAAAAAGACAGAUCGCAGCGCCUUUUUUCUCUCUCCCUUUUGUCUGUUUCAUAUUCUUUUUUUAUCUGAGGCUCAGUCAUCAUGGCCUCCUGUUGUGGCAGCGUUUACCACUGUCUCACUGUGACUCACAAUCAAUAACUAUCAGCAUGGCGGACACGUGACGGUGCGCGUGAGGCAGACGUCCCCCAGUGGCGACAGCCCACCAUGUCAGCUGUUUCCUGGUCAUGCAAAGCCUCGUAAAACUUUUCACAUUUAGUAGUUUUUAGUGGGAUUUUAUGUCUUAUCCCAAGAUAAAGAAGGGCAAAAUUGUGAAGUGGAAGAAAAAUUUGGGAUGUAAUUUCAGCUGCAAGUCAUUUUGGUUUGCGUCAAAUUAAGUUUUUGUUCGUCCUUAUUUGCAAAACAGCUUGGACUUUAACUAGGACAUUCUAGAAUAUUUGUAUGAUUUGAUCCAAGGGUUCAUCUAGUCGUUUAAUAUCCUAGAAAAUGCUUACAUUUCAGUUAUGGUUUGGAAAAUGUUAGAUAUGCAAACUGCACAGUUUUCUAAUGCAGUGAAAUCUAAUGUUUGAUUAAAAGCCUAAAUUUGGCUAGUUUCACCAUUAUUUACAGCUAAAACUAGAUAUUUUAUCCACUUAACAAAAAGACAUGUUUUUUUUCCAGACUGACUUAAGUGAAAUCAGAAUAAACUUAUCUUGUUUAGAGAAUUACCCAAAUUAUUUCUGGUUGCUAAGUAGCAGAAAGCUUAGCAAGAACAUUUUUAGAGAUUUAAUUUUUUUAAAUUUUCUUUAUAUAUGGUGUUUUAAGCAUUUAAUUUGAGCAGGAAAUUUACCAUAACAUGAUUUGUUUG
Molecule: messenger RNA, 2732 nt
Organism: Xiphophorus hellerii (green swordtail)
Lineage: Eukaryota; Metazoa; Chordata; Actinopteri; Cyprinodontiformes; Poeciliidae
Product: protein-serine O-palmitoleoyltransferase porcupine
Exons: 15
Coding region: 331-1719 (462 amino acids)
Biological process (GO): lipid modification; protein palmitoylation; Wnt protein secretion
Cellular component (GO): endoplasmic reticulum; membrane
Molecular function (GO): palmitoleoyltransferase activity; Wnt-protein binding
Source: RefSeq, a predicted model, not a curated record